Eremothecium gossypii ATCC 10895 is the source of this 951-nucleotide messenger RNA. RefSeq names its product Hek2p (gene HEK2). Gene Ontology annotation, cellular component: cytoplasm; nucleus. Gene Ontology annotation, molecular function: mRNA 3'-UTR AU-rich region binding. The record is from RefSeq and is marked provisional. The coding region runs from base 1 to 951 and encodes 316 amino acids. Lineage: Eukaryota; Fungi; Ascomycota; Saccharomycetes; Saccharomycetales; Saccharomycetaceae. The transcript has a single exon. Gene Ontology annotation, biological process: 3'-UTR-mediated mRNA stabilization.
AUGACCAUGACAGACAGUAGUUCGCCGGCUCCAGAGGGGCCUGCAGCGCCCGCCGAGGCGGCCGCGCCGGCGAAAGUGGACGCACAGGCGCCGCUGGUGACGCUUCGGCUUCUUCUCUCGCUCAAGGAGGCUGCGCGCAUCCUAGGGCGCGGAGGGAACACGAUUGACAACAUCCGCAAAGCCAACGGCGUCAAGAUUGGAAUUUCGACGAAGGAGAAGUCGUGCUCGGACCGGUUGCUCGAGGUGACAGGCAGCAUCGACGCCGUAGCGAACUCACUGGCGGACGUAGUGAAAGUGUUGACUGCGGACGACACGAACGAGGAAGACGCAGAGCCCGAGCCCGAGCAGCACAUAUUCAAGCACCUCAACUUCAUACUUCCUCCGCCCUCGCCAGACGAGGCCGAGGACCCCAUGAAGGUGAAACAGAUCGGAAACUUGCGUCUCAUCGUGACCAACAGUCAGGUGUCGUCUAUUAUCGGCACGGCCGGCUCCAAGAUCAAGAAGUUGAUAGACACUCACUCCUCCAAGCUCGUAGUGUCCAAGACGUUCUUGCCCGACUCGCAGGAUCGCAUUCUCGAAAUCCAGGGCUUCCCGAACUCCAUCGCAAACUGCAUCAAGGACAUCAGCCAGACUCUCAUCAAGGACGACGUGCUCGACACCAAGGAGAAGCGCUACUACCCCCACUCCAAGCACUCCAAGGACAUUCACGUCACGGCCACCGUGGCCAUCCCCGCCGAGUACGUUGGUGCCUUGUUGGGCCACGGCGGCAACCGCAUCGCCAACUUGCGCAAGUACACGCGAACGAAGAUCACCGUUGCCCAGGAACCCAAUCAGAACAACGAGCGCGAGUUUACCAUCACCGGAAACGACCAGAAGUCUGUCAAACUAGCUCAGAAUAUGAUAAUGAAGAACCUUGGGACCGAGAAGGAGCGCCGCCUGGAGAAGCAGUAG